AUGGUUUCCGAAAUCCAGAAUAUUAAAAACCAUUCCAGAAGUAAGAAGCACCUAAACAAGGUGCAGUCUGUUACCGUGCGACAGCCUUCAGUUGCUCAAUUUGUCACAAACGCACAACAAGUUAAGAGGACGGUUGCUAAAGCUGAAAUCAAAUUAUCAGCAUUCUUAGCAGAACAUAAUGUGGGAUUUUUAGCUGCUGACCAUUUAUCCGGUUUGUUAAAAGAUAUUUUUCCAGACUCGGAUAUUUUCCAGGCACGUGCCAUUGUUUCUAAUGUUAUUGGGACGUCACACAAAGAAGUGUUGGCGAAAAAACUACAACACGCCAAAUUUAGCAUAAUGACGGACGAGUCCACCGAUAUCGGAACUGUGAAAAAUUCGUGCGUGGCGAUCCGCUUUUAUGACAAAGAUUCAGGAUGUAUUGAAAGUAAGUUUUGGGAGCUAUAUAAAGUUUAUGAAGAUGGAGACUUAAAUAUUGAGAAAGCUUCUACUGCAGAAAAUCUCUACAAUGGUGUAGUAAAAACGUUUAAACAGCAUAACAUUCCAUUUGCCAAUAUUAUUGGCUUUGGAGCAGAUGGUUGCAAUACUAUGAUGGGAGUUCGUAAUUCUGUAGCAAGCAGAUUCCGAGAUAGCUGCCCGGGAAUUUUUGUAAUGAAGUGUGUUUGUCAUUCGGUGCAUAUAUGCGCAAGCGAGGCGUGCAAGAACCUUCCAAGAGCUUGUGAGGACCUCGCGAGGAAUAUUUAUGGUUUUAAACUCAGUGCGAAGAACCAGGCAGAGUUAAAGGAAUUUCAGGUAUUUUUAAACUUGGAACCACACAAAUUACUACAUCCUUCACAGACACGUUGGCUGUCAAUGAUCGCGGUUGUUAGGACAGUGCUGGAAAACUGGGAUGCUCUAAUGCUGUUUUUUAACCAAAAAUGGCUUUCUGAGCGAGUUCUAAGUGCUGAACAAGUUUUUAACUGUUUACAUGACUCCUUUGCAAAAAUGUAUUAUAUAUUCUUAGAGUGGAUUCUACCAAAAUUUACUACUUUCAACGAGUAUUUCCAGUCUAGAGCAGUAGUAAUUCUUGACCUUCUUGACAAGAUUAGAGCUCUCUAUACAGAAAUACUUCUGUAUUUCAUGAAACGCACUUAUGUCAUGGGAAAAAAUCUCAGUGAUGUUGACCCAAAAAAUGCAGCUCAUCGUCUGGAAGAUUCACAACUGUAUUUGGGUGUGAAAAUUCUGAAGACCGCUGGCACACCAGAGAUAAAGAAUCACCCACAUCUUAUCAACGAUUUUUAUCAUCGAUGCAAGAACUUUUUUGUGAUUCCCAUCAAGAAGCAGCUGGCAGCUGGGAAAAGUGGAGGCUACAGGCGAAGGCAGUUAGCAGUUGACGAUGAGGUGAGCGUGAUGCACCUGGAAUUCCCCGAUUGA
This is a messenger RNA of Schistocerca piceifrons (Central American locust), 1410 nucleotides long. RefSeq lists its product as uncharacterized. NCBI's taxonomy places the organism in Eukaryota, Metazoa, Arthropoda, Insecta, Orthoptera, Acrididae. The transcript is spliced from 5 exons. The coding region runs from base 1 to 1410 and encodes 469 amino acids. The record is from RefSeq and is a predicted model, not a curated record.